Molecule: messenger RNA, 402 nt
Organism: Anthostomella pinea
Lineage: Eukaryota; Fungi; Ascomycota; Sordariomycetes; Xylariales; Xylariaceae
Source: the annotation of a GenBank genome assembly
AUGAGGACUUCUCUCCAAACACUCGCCACCGCCUUCGCGGCCGGCACACUGGCCGCGGCGCAGACGACCACGACCACGGCGCAGACGACGACCUCGCUGGUCCCUGACCCGCCCGCGGGUUUUUGGGCCAACCUCUACAACACCUCGGACUGCAGCGGCACCACCCCCACCCACUAUUACCUGCAGUUCGAGGGCGCGUGCCGCAACCAGCCCAUCUCGGCGAGCGGCUCGGCCGAGAUCAAGAUCGCGAACACUGAUACGCAGGCGCUGACGGCGUGGACGGGCCCCGACUGCACUGGCACGGUCGUCUUGCUCACGCAGGCGGUGGGGGAGUGCGAGGACCUGCCGGGAACAGCGGCUAUUCAGAGCUGGAGUCUCGAUCUCAGAGCCCUAAGCUCUUGA